Molecule: messenger RNA, 513 nt
Organism: Adelges cooleyi (spruce gall adelgid)
Lineage: Eukaryota; Metazoa; Arthropoda; Insecta; Hemiptera; Adelgidae
Gene: UQCR-Q
Product: cytochrome b-c1 complex subunit 8
Exons: 2
Coding region: 147-398 (83 amino acids)
Biological process (GO): mitochondrial electron transport, ubiquinol to cytochrome c
Source: RefSeq, a predicted model, not a curated record
GCGGGGUUAUUGAUAACCAACACUGCUGGCGUAAGUCGAUUCAGUUUUGGCCUUUCGCAGACAUUUUCAAUUUUUCGGCCGUCCAAAAACCGACGUUGUACCGAGAAAUCUUCACUCUUGCAUCCUAGUCAAAAAGAAAAACAAUCAUGGGAGGUGAAUUUGGAAAUUUAAAGAGCGACAUCCGCGGUGUCAUUACUACCAAACUGUCGCCAUUCGAACAAAAGGCAUUCAAAGGACUGUUUUCCCAUGGCGUGCCCAAUGCGAUUAGAAGAACCGCUUCUAAUUUGCCUUUCAUUGUACCUCCAAUGAUAUGUAGUUAUCUGCUUUAUCAAUGGGCCGAAGAAACCCACGACAAAAGCGUGAGGAAGAAUCCUGCCGACUAUGUUAAUGAUGUAUAAAUCAUUGUAAACAAUGUAUUACUUACCAUAAAAAAUGUAAUGUAGAUACUAGAAAAUUAUCUCUGUCAAACUAUAAAAUAUACCAUCGUAAUAAAGUGUCCGUUGUGAAAUACUA